AUGUCGGGCUUCGAGGUUGCUGGGGUGGUCCUCGGAGUCAUACCUCUAGCCAUAUCGGCCCUCGAACACUACAAAGCCGGAAAAGGCACCGUGGCUACCUUUAUGAAGUUUCAUGGGCAGCUAGACACGCUUAUAUACCGGCUGAAGCUUCAAAGAACCUUCUUCUACCUCCAUAUCCUCGAGUUACUGCGCAGCGCUGGGGUCAGAGAGGUAAUCAGCAGGUCAGACAUAAGCGAAGAGGAGUGCAUUAAGUUGCUCCAGAACGUCAAGAACACCGAGGAGAUUAAAGAGUAUCUGGGAACUGGCCAUCUAUUUGACACCUUUCAUCAGAUUCUGGCAAGGUAUGAGAAUUGCUUGAAGACGAUUGCUGCCAAAGAUGACCUGAAGGCCAUUCUAGAGAACAAUUCAGCAAGCGCCUCUUCGUUUGCUUUCAAGGAGCGGUUGAGCUUCUCGAUUGAGAAAGGCAGCCUAAAGCAGUUGGUUGAGGAGCUGAGCGAGGAUCGACUCUCUUUGAAGGAGCUCAUUGACAACAUAAAAACGCAGCAAGAGUAUACAUCGAGGAAUCCUUCAGAAGACGCCCAAAAGAUGGCGAAGAAGCUUUGCAAGAUACAGAAGUACGCAGCUCCUCUAUUCGAGGCAAUGCGCAAAGGUUGUGACUGUGGCUGCAAGAAUAAGCACAAGGUAUUUAUGAGGCUUGAUAGCAGAAUUCCGCUCAAGAGGAGCAGACGGAAGAAGCUGAAGGACGAAACGGAAUUCAGCCUUCUAUUUGACCAUCAAGGAUAUCUGCAGGAGACCCAUGUCAACGUCCAUGAGGAUGACGGUGACGACAGCGGAGACAACGAGAUCAAAAGCAGGAAUACAACCAGGGUUGUCAUUGUCCAGCAUUUCGAACAGAGUCCGAAGGGGAGAACCGUGACACGAUUGUGCCGGCAUGUAGCUGAGUUGCAAGAGACAGGACAUGUCUUGAAGCUCAGGCUAAGCAACCGCGACCUCUUUAUUGUCGAAGGGGAGGCUGAACAUAAUCGAGAUUUCGCAAGUCCAAUAACCUUGUCGGAGAUCCUCAAAGCCGGGUGUCAGGAUGAUGAUGCCAAAAUGUUCCCGAAGGAACAGACGCUAUUGGCUUUGACCGUUGCAUCGUCCAUCUUACAAUUGCAACAAACUUGGUGGUUGGGCCUGCCAAUCAAUAGCAACGGGAUCAAAAUAUUGACCCCACAAGAGCAGUCCGUCACCUCGAAUAGCUCGCCCUUUAUUGAGCAGCUCAUGGGCGAAACUCCGCCCUCCCUGGAAAAUGCUGUCCGGUGCAGUACUAUAGGCCCGGAUCCCAAAACUGCAUUAACAGAGCUGGCAAUCCUCUUACUGGAGAUCUGGCACCACAAACCGCUUGAUGUCUGGUGCGAGAAGAUGGGCAAAGCAAUCCCGACGUCGCCACAGGGACGUAUGAUGGUUGCCAUCGAAUGGCUGCAGGCUACCUCGAGGCGCUUGCUUCCAUACCAGAGCCAAGUUAUCGAACAGUGUUUACAAGUGUGUGCGGGAGCUCUCCGAUACUGGCAUGAAAAGGACUUCAUAAGAAUGUACUGCGAGAAUAUUAUCAAGCCUUUGCAAGAGACUCUUGGAGCAUGGGAUACUUCAAGGAGGGUAUAG
Messenger RNA from Trichoderma reesei QM6a, 1641 nucleotides. RefSeq lists its product as uncharacterized. The transcript is spliced from 2 exons. The record is from RefSeq and is a predicted model, not a curated record. Bases 1 to 1641 code for a protein of 546 amino acids. Lineage: Eukaryota; Fungi; Ascomycota; Sordariomycetes; Hypocreales; Hypocreaceae.